Molecule: messenger RNA, 3027 nt
Organism: Suillus discolor
Lineage: Eukaryota; Fungi; Basidiomycota; Agaricomycetes; Boletales; Suillaceae
Product: copper radical oxidase-like protein
Exons: 17
Coding region: 1-3027 (1008 amino acids)
Source: RefSeq, a predicted model, not a curated record
AUGGCUGGUCUUACUACCUUCUCGUUGAUUUGGAUCAUAUCCUCUCUCACAGCAACCGCCUGUGCAUAUCGCUUCCCCUCACACCAUCUCCACCGACGCGACACAACCUGGACUGCCCUUGGAUGCUGGACCGAUAAUGUCGGUGGUACAAGAACGCUUUCCGCAGCCUCCUACAUAGACACUGCGAAUAUGACCAUCGAGUCAUGCGUCAACUUUUGUUCGACUGGCUCCAACGCCUACGUCUAUGCAGGCGUCGAAUAUGCUCAGGAGUGUUACUGCGGCAACUACUUUUCCAGUGGUGCCACCAAUGCCAGUUCAUCGGACUGUGACAUGGCUUGUACUGGUAACGCUGCCGAAUUUUGCGGUGCUGGCAACAGACUGGAUAUAUUCUGGAGCGGGGCCCAACUUCCCGCCCCACCCAUCCUGGUCCCUAGCGUUGGCAACUGGUCGUUGCUCGGAUGCUACAACGACUCAGCAACACGAGCAUUACCAUACGGGACUGCCGUAACUGGAAGCGUUACUGUUGAAUCUUGUACCGCCGCGUGUUACAACGCUGGAUACCCUUAUGCCGGCAUGGAAUAUGCUGAUGAAUGCUACUGUGGCUUAACCAUUGAGAAUAAUUCUGGUCCCACCACCAACACGGACUGCGAUAUGACAUGCGCGGGAAAUUCGUCCGAGUAUUGCGGGGGGCCGUACAGGCUCAGUAUGUAUAACUACACCCAGGCUAUUACUAUUGCCCCUGUCGUCAAUCCCACCGACCCCACCGGCCCCAGCACUAUUUCCCCUGUAACCUCUGGCUUAACUGGCAACUGGACGUAUGGAGGAUGCUACGUCGACAACGUAAAUGGGCGUGUAUUGGGGAACGAAUAUGACAACAGCACCAUGACAGUGGAGAGUUGUAUCGCAAACUGUGCCGGGCAAAAUUUCACCAUUGCAGCCAUCGAGUACAGCACGCAAUGUUUCUGCGGUGAUUAUCUGAUCAACGGCGCUACGAUCAGUGCAGAUAGUAACUGCAACAUGGCCUGUGGUGGCAAUGCGACUGAGGCAUGCGGUGGUCCAAACCUACUUUCUGUUUACUCCUCCAAUGGAAAUAUAACAUUACUUCCUGUUCCUGUGAUGCAAACCACAAACUUGCCUGGACAAUGGGUAUAUGAAGGCUGUUUAGCAGAACCAUCCACUGGCCCCCGGAUAUUCCAAUAUGAAAAUGAAUGGACCACGAACAAUACCGUCGAUGCGUGCUUAAACCAGUGUGCUGCCUUCGGGUAUCCUGUAGCUGGCCUUGAAUACGGAGCCCAGUGUUUCUGCGGCGACGUCGGUGAUAUUGCAGCAAAUGGUGGGACGUAUGUCUCGGAUUCACAGUGCAACAUGGCUUGCUCGGGGGACCCAAUCCACCUAUGUGGAGCAGGAAACAGGUUGUCUACCUAUUAUUGGAAUGGGACGAUGAAUACGUGGAAUACCCCUGCGAAUACGGGCUACUAUGAGUUCCUCAUAGGAGGUCUCGUCGUCCCUCUCAUUGCCACCGUGGGCAUCAACAACAAAGUCACUUUCCUCGAGAAGCAUGGCACCUCGGAAUAUGCUAAUUCCACUGGCGCGUAUGAGUUGGAUCUCAGUUUGGUGGACAAUUACCAGCUGGCUUGGCGCGAGAUGCACGUGCAGACGGACGUGUUUUGUUCUGGUAGUAUCAUCCUACCAGACAAGGGAGGAAGGCAGAUUAAUGUAGGCGGAUGGUCGCUUUCGUCGACUUUUGGUGUGAGAUUGUAUACGCCGGAUGGGAGUGCUGGUGUCAAUGGUACCAAUGAUUGGGAAGAAAAUGUUAAUGAGCUCACACUUCAGCGUGGCCGAUGGUAUCCUACCGCGAUGAUGAUGCCAAAUGGAAGUAUUUUGGUCGUUGGCGGAGAGUCGGGAAGUAAUGCUUCCCCGCAGCCCAGCCUCGAAAUCCUUCCAGCGCCUCUUGGUGGCGAUACGGUCGUUACAUUGGACUAUCUUCAGCGGACAGAUCCAUACAAUCUCUAUCCAUUCCUGAUGGUGCUGCCCAGUGGUCGAUUCUUCAUUGGUUACUACAAUGAGGCUCGCAUUCUUGAUCCUGUCACCUUUGACACAGUGACCGUGCUGCCAAAUAUGCCAGGAGCCGUGAACAAUUUCCUCGCAGGCCGGACGUACCCGAUGGAAGGGUCUGCGGUACUUUUGCCGCAGUACGCUCCAUACACCGAUCCGAUCGAGGUUCUUAUCUGCGGUGGCUCGACGAUCGGAGCCGCUAUUGCACUGGACAACUGUAUCUCAAUUGCCCCCGAAGUACCAAAUGCGACAUGGACGCUGGAACGUAUGCCUUCCAAACGGGUCAUGCCUUGUAUCACAACUCUGCCAGAUGGCACGUACCUGAUCAUGAACGGCGCUCAUCAAGGUGUUGCUGGCUUUGGCCUUGCUACAGAUCCUAAUUUUAGCGCAAUUUUAUACGAUCCUUCGCAGCCGAUUGGCCAGCGUAUCUCUAUCCUCAACAAUACCAUUGUAGCCCGCUUGUAUCACUCCGAAGCAACCCUUUUGCCUGACGGGCGUGUUUUGGUGUCUGGUUCAGACCCACAGACGUACUAUCCCAACGGAUCCUAUGUGUACCCAGAGGAGAUGCGCAUUGAGGUUUAUAUUCCACCAUACCUCAAUCAAGGUCUCACGCAACCGGAGUUUACUAUUACUGAGACUGACUGGGAGUUGGGCGGACAGUAUAGUAUUACGGUGACUUUGUUCCAGGGAACAACGGGUACCAUACGCGUCUCACUUGUGGCAGCAUCGUCUAGCACGCACGGAAACGUCAUGAGCGGUGGGAGGAUUAUCUUCCCUGCGUUUUCGUGCUCUGGGAACACUUGUACCAUCACGGCGCCCCCGAAUGCGUAUGUAAGUCCACCUGGAUGGCACCAGCUUUUCGUUCUGGACGGUCCGACGCCUUCGCACUCUGCUUGGGUCCGCAUAGGAGGUGACCCUGCAAAACUGGGCAACUGGCCUGAUUACCCUGACUUUACUACACCAGGUGUUUAA